AUGGCUGCCCUGUUCUCCCACCCGCUUGAUCUAGUCAAGGUUCGCCUACAGGCACAGCAUCAGAAGGGAGCCCUUGAUAUGGCCGAAACCUUCAAGCAUAUCUACAAAAGCGAGGGCAUAGCUGGCUUGUAUCGUGGCAUCUCGGCAUCCAUUCUACGUCAACUCACCUACUCGACUGCACGUUUCGCAACCUACGAAAAACUCAAGUACAUGGCCGAGGACGACGGUGUAAAGGCUCCACAUACCCUACUUGUCGGUCUCGCAGCGGUCUCUGGUCUAGUGGGCAGUAUUGUUGGGAACCCCGCCGACAUCUUGAACGUCCGUAUGCAGAAUGAUGCUGCUUUACUGCCUGCUGAACGCCACAAUUACGGAAAUGCGAUCAGUGGAUUCAUCACCAUCGUACGCGAAGAAGGCUGGAAACAGAGUGUCUUUAGAGGCAUGGUGCCUAAUCUUGGAAGAGGAGUAUUGAUGACAGCUGGGCAACUGGCUGGAUACGACGUGUUCAAAAUGGAGAUACUGGCGCAGACCGAGAUGCAUGAUGGUACCAUGACACACAUCGCCGCCAGUACUCUCGCAGGUCUCGUUGCGACAACUCUGUGCAAUCCCUUCGACGUGCUGAAGACGCGAAUCAUGGCUAAGGAUGAACGCGUCGGCAUGUGGAACACGAUCAAGACACUUCCAGCUUUCAUCAGAUUGGGGCCUCACACUGUGGCAACAUUCCUCUUCCUGGAGCAGCACAAGAAGUACUACAGAAACCACUAUGCGGAUUAG
This is a messenger RNA of Aureobasidium melanogenum CBS 110374, 771 nucleotides long. RefSeq names its product mitochondrial carrier. The record is from RefSeq and is a predicted model, not a curated record. Lineage: Eukaryota; Fungi; Ascomycota; Dothideomycetes; Dothideales; Saccotheciaceae. The transcript is spliced from 3 exons. The coding region runs from base 1 to 771 and encodes 256 amino acids. Gene Ontology annotation, molecular function: sulfate transmembrane transporter activity; antiporter activity; succinate transmembrane transporter activity. Gene Ontology annotation, biological process: oxaloacetate transport; malate transmembrane transport; phosphate ion transmembrane transport.